GGAGGAACAAUUAAGACAGCGUACGACUGUUUCUACAAUAAACACAAGGUUGGCUGGUACAUUUUCUCAUGUCAGACUUUCUCCAUUAUUUACUUUUACAACGUGAUUUAACACCGCAUAUUGGAGUGUGAACAAUACGAUGUCAUUAGUGUGUGCUGUUUUGAAGGUAGGUUUGCAUUGACAGCAGUCAAGCAUGAAUGUGAACCAGGGUACGGUGGGCAGCGAUCCAGUCAUCCUUGCCACGGCGGGAUAUGACCACACAGUCCGAUUCUGGCAGGCCCACAGCGGCAUCUGCACCCGCACCGUGCAGCACCAGGACUCCCAAGUAAAUUCCCUUGAAGUUACCCCUGACCGCAGUAUGAUUGCCGCUGCAGGUUAUCAGCACAUCCGCAUGUACGACCUGAACUCCAACAACCCUAACCCUGUCAUAAACUACGACGGCGUCAGCAAGAAUAUCACCUCAGUCGGCUUCCACGAAGACGGGCGAUGGAUGUACACAGGAGGGGAGGACUGCAUGGCCCGCAUCUGGGACCUCAGGUCAAGGAACCUCCAGUGCCAGAGGAUCUUCCAAGUCAAUGCUCCCAUCAACUGUGUGUGUCUGCACCCUAACCAGGCAGAGCUGAUUGUGGGCGACCAGAGUGGAGUGAUCCAUAUCUGGGACCUGAAGACAGACCACAACGAGCAGCUGAUCCCAGAGCCAGAGGUCUCCAUCAACUCCGUCCACAUCGACCCUGACGCCAGCUACAUGGCAGCUGUCAACAGCUCGGGAAACUGUUACGUGUGGAACCUGGCCGGGGGGAUGGGCGACGAGGUGACACAGCUCAUCCCCAAGACGAAGAUCCCAGCACACAAACGCUACUCCCUGCGCUGCAAGUUCAGCCCAGACUCCACCCUGCUCGCCACCUGCUCUGCCGACCAGACCUGUAAGAUUUGGAGGACGUCCAACUUCUCCCUGAUGACGGAGCUGAGCAUCAAGAGCAACAACCCCGGGGAGACCUCUAGAGGCUGGAUGUGGGACUGCGCCUUCUCUGGGGACUCCCAGUACAUCGUUACUGCCUCGUCUGACAAUCUGGCCCGCCUGUGGUGUGUGGAGACGGGGGAGAUCAAGAGGGAGUACAGCGGACACCAGAAGGCCGUGGUCUGUCUCGCCUUCAACGACAGCGUCCUUGGCUGAGCAGGGGGAGGAGAGAACCUCUGGAGGAGCCGGGGGGGGGGGCUGGAAUGGUCGCCUGGCCACGCCACACCGUCUCCCCUGAACAGACUUGUUUGGAUGGUUAUUAUAACCCAGACCCAUGUCAGUCUGUGUGAGUCUCACAGCUAUCAGCUGCAUAAAGCUAUUGAAGUCACUGAUCAUGUUUUAUCAUAAAAGCGGGCUAAGACGGUUUUAUUCAUAUUUAUCCUGAGGACCAGAUUUCACCAGGCUGAGGACAUGCCUGCGUUUAUCGUUGUUUGUAAAAUCUAAUAGUUAGUUUCACUCAUGCUUCAACACCUGAAGGUUGAAUGUUUUUUUACAAAUAUUUGACUAUUCUGUUAGUGUAAGAUAUGUCAAGAUCGGGAAGACAACAAUUUUAGAG
Osmerus eperlanus (European smelt) is the source of this 1574-nucleotide messenger RNA. It is a transcript of the gene mlst8, whose product is annotated as MTOR associated protein, LST8 homolog (S. cerevisiae). NCBI's taxonomy places the organism in Eukaryota, Metazoa, Chordata, Actinopteri, Osmeriformes, Osmeridae. Gene Ontology annotation, molecular function: protein binding. Gene Ontology annotation, biological process: regulation of actin cytoskeleton organization; TOR signaling. The coding region runs from base 194 to 1174 and encodes 326 amino acids. The record is from RefSeq and is a predicted model, not a curated record. The transcript is spliced from 9 exons. Gene Ontology annotation, cellular component: TORC2 complex; TORC1 complex.